Messenger RNA from Conger conger (European conger), 3755 nucleotides. RefSeq names its product aminoadipate-semialdehyde synthase (gene aass). The transcript has 24 exons. The record is from RefSeq and is a predicted model, not a curated record. Gene Ontology annotation, molecular function: saccharopine dehydrogenase activity. Gene Ontology annotation, cellular component: cytoplasm. Bases 232 to 3024 code for a protein of 930 amino acids. NCBI's taxonomy places the organism in Eukaryota, Metazoa, Chordata, Actinopteri, Anguilliformes, Congridae.
GGGCAAGGAGAGGAGGCCAAUGGGCCGUUCCCUCGCUCUGAAAUCGGAUUGGUGUGAGCUGUCUGUCGGGUUGAAAUGACAUCACGCUAACCUGUGUCAAGUCCGUCCGUGCACAGACAGUGUAGUGUGUAGGAAGGAUAAGGAAGUGCAUUGAUCAAUGUGAAAUAAGGUGUGGUCACCGAGUUAUAGGUGUUGCAAGCUGUUCAUCUUCUGUCGGUAGCAAGGUGAGCCAUGCUCCGACUCCUCAAUCGCCAGCGUGGCCGGGUGGGGGACGGCAUGUACAGCCAGCUACGGUCCCACCACUGUAAGAGUGUGAUGGCUAUCCGGCGAGAGGACAUCAAUGUGUGGGAGAGGCGCGCCCCCCUUGCACCCAGGCACAUCAAGGAGAUCACACAGGCCGGCCACAAGGUCCUUGUACAGCCCUCUAACCGCAGAGCAAUCCACGAGAGAUACUAUGAAAAGGCUGGUGCCGUUAUUCAAGAGGACAUCUCUGAGGCUUCGCUGAUCAUUGGUGUGAAGAGGCCACCGGAGAGGAGAGUGAUCCCCAGGAAAACCUACGCCUUUUUCUCUCACACCAUCAAAGCACAGGAAGCCAAUAUGGGACUAUUGGACGACAUUCUCAAAAAGGAAGUGCGCCUCAUAGACUACGAGAAAAUGGUAGACGCCAACGGCUUUCGCAUCGUGGCCUUCGGCCAGUGGGCGGGUGUGGCAGGAAUGAUUAAUAUUCUGCAUGGAUUGGGCCUUCGUUUUCUUGCCUUGGGCCACCACACUCCAUUUAUGCACAUCGGCAUGGCGCACAACUACAGGAAUGUCAGCCAGGCAGUACAGGCAGUGAGGGAUUGUGGGUACGAGGUCUCCCUGGGGCUGAUGCCCAAGUCCAUCGGACCACUUACCUUUGUGUUCACUGGAACCGGCAAUGUUUCCAAGGGUGCCCAAGAGAUAAUCAAUGAGCUCCCAUGUGAAUUUGUGGAGCCCCAUGAACUUGAAGAGGUCUCCAAAUCUGGAGACAUGGCCAAAGUGUACGCCACAGUUCUGAGCCGACAUCACCACUUGGUGAGGAAGAGCGAUAGUGUGUAUGACCCAUUGGAGUACGAGAUUCACCCAGAGCUCUACACCUCCCACUUCAGACAGAGUAUUGCCCCUUACACCACCUGCCUGAUAAAUGGGAUAUACUGGGACCCCCACACCCCCCGCCUGCUGAGGCGACGGGAUGCCCAGAAGCUGAUGCGCCCGGUCGAAUUUUCCGCCGGUGUCACUGAAGGGUCGCCUGCCCUGCCUCAUCGGCUCAUGGCGAUCUGUGACAUUUCGGCUGACAUGGGGGGCUCCAUCGAGUUCAUGACAGAGUGCACCACCAUAGAUAAGCCAUUCUGUAUUUAUGACGCCGACCAGCACAUAGAUCAUGACAGUGUGGAGGGCACUGGCAUUCUAAUGUGCUCUAUCGAUAACCUUCCUGCCCAGCUCCCCAUUGAAGCCACAGAGUAUUUUGGAGACCGCCUGUGCCCCUACAUCUGGGAGAUGCUGUCCUCUGACUCCACUCGGCCGUUGGACCAGGAGGACUUUAGCCCGCAAGUCAGAGACGCUGUGAUUACAUCGAAUGGAAAGCUCACUCCAAAGUUUGAAUAUAUUCACAAACUUCGAGAACAAAGAGAGCGAGCGCAGAUCCUAAAGAUGAGCGGGAGGAAGCGUGUUCUGCUGCUGGGGUCCGGCUAUGUGUCGGGCCCCGUCAUCGAGUAUCUGACCAGGGACACUGGCACCCAGGUGACCGUAGCAUCGGUGAUGUUGAACCAGGCAGAGGAGUUGGCCAAAAAAUACCCCAACACUAUACCCAUCAUGCUAGAUGUCACCAGCCAGGAGGGACACCUGGAAUCUCUGGUGAAGGACCACGACCUGGUCAUCAGCUUGUUGCCUUAUAGCUUCCACCCCAUGGUAGCCAAACACUGCAUCAGUCAGAAAGUGAACAUGGUGACAGCCAGCUAUCUCAGCCCAGCCAUGAAGGAACUGCAGCAGAGUGUGGAGGAGGCUGGCAUCACCAUAGUGAACGAAGUGGGGCUGGAUCCUGGCAUCGACCACAUGCUGGCGAUGGACUGCAUCGACCAGGCCAAGGCAGACGGUUGUGUGGUGGAGUCCUACAGCUCCUUCUGUGGAGGCCUCCCUGCCCCUGAAUGUUCAGACAACCCACUGCGCUACAAGUUCAGCUGGAGCCCGUACGGAGUCCUGCUCAACACAAUCAGCCCUGCCAUCUUCCUCAAGGACAACAAGGUGGUUAGCAUCCCUCCGGGUGGGGCUCUUAUGGACUCUGUGGAUCCGAUGGAUUUCCUUCCUGGCUUCAACCUGGAGGGCUUCCCAAACCGGGACAGCACCAAGUAUGCCGAGCCGUACGGGAUCGAGACGGCCCACACACUGAUCCGGGGAACGGUGCGCUUCAAGGGCUUCUCCAGUGCGAUGAGUGGGUUUGUGAAGUUGGGCCUGAUCAACACAGAGCCCUGCCCAGUGCUGGACCACUCUGCCCCCCCAGUGUCCUGGAAAGAGCUCCUUUGCCACGUGAUGGGACUGCAGCCGUCAGUCAGCAGCAGUAGUUUCCAGGAGGCUGUGUACGACCGGAUUGGAAGGGACGACCACAGAAUGGAGUCGCUUAAGUGGUUUGGAAUGCUGAGUGGUGAACCGGUGCCUCGUGCAGACUCCAUUCUGGAUGCUGUGACAAAGCAUUUGGAGGCCAAGCUAUCCUAUGUGAAAGGAGAGCGGGACAUGGUAAUCAUGAGAAAUGAUGUGGGCAUCAGACACCCCACUGGAGAGCUGGAGACCAAGCACAUCAGCCUGGUUGUGUACGGGGACCCCAAUGGCUACUCCGCCAUGGCCAAGACUGUGGGCUACCCUGCUGCCAUUGCCUCCCGCAUGGUGCUGGAUGAGGAAAUUGACACAAAGGGCCUGGUGAUUCCAUUGACCAAGAACAUCUACAGUCCUGUUCUGAAGCGAUUGCAAGAGGAAGGGCUCCAGUUUACUGUAAAGAGCACAAUCUCUGAAUAGCAUCAAACUAGUCAAGAUAAUGCUGAGCAGUCCUUUCUGUUUAUCGCACAGCCAGUGAAGCCCAAAGCGAGGCAGGCCUUAACUAUGUUGAACCAAAGCAAGGUGUGAAGCUUCCUCAACACUCCUCGAAUAAUUCUCUCAGAUAUAACCAUAAAGUACCCAUGCUUAAUCGUGGAACUCUUGGCCCAUAUUAAAAAGGCAUUAUUUUCUCUCCUCUGUCACGCCUUUAGUAAAAGUAUUAAUUCCACACAGCCUCAAAUUAAGCAGUUUGAAUUCACACCAUUAAGUAAUUAACACAGCAAACCGCAGUAUUCAGUUCACAUUCAGCCACAUUCAGUUCUGAACAGUUGUUCGUCAGUAACCGAUAACGAAAAAUAAACAUUUGUGGAGGUCCAAUGUUUUUAUCCGGCCAUCUCGUCCGUCUCAUCUGCUCUUUUGUAUUGAUGCUUUCUUUCUCCAACCGUGAUGAUAUCAUCAUUAAGUGUCUAAAGUACUGUAAUCGUGUACAGUACACAUUGAGAUGAGGUUUAACUAUGUGCACAAAUUCACAAGUGUCGGUUGCACACAGUUAUAUUAAAGUUAUUUAUACUGUAUGUCGUCAAAAGUCCUGUUACAUUGAAACUAUUAACGGUUUUUGCUCAAUCUGUACUUUUGUCAGAGCUUGUCUCCUAAUCUUCUGAAAGUGAGAUUAAGGUGUCUGUAUCCCACAGGAAAUAAAUAAAUCAAUUUUA